Culex quinquefasciatus (southern house mosquito) is the source of this 5175-nucleotide messenger RNA. RefSeq lists its product as uncharacterized. Gene Ontology annotation, molecular function: nucleic acid binding; zinc ion binding. Gene Ontology annotation, biological process: DNA integration. Bases 1 to 5175 code for a protein of 1724 amino acids. The record is from RefSeq and is a predicted model, not a curated record. The transcript is spliced from 3 exons. NCBI's taxonomy places the organism in Eukaryota, Metazoa, Arthropoda, Insecta, Diptera, Culicidae.
AUGCCGCCUAAGGAAGCGACCAAAGUUCUGGCCGAGCGGUUGGCCAAGCGCAAGGGGAUUCUCGCGCUGCGUGACAACAUCGAGAAGUUUCUGAAGAACGACUUCCUGGACGUGCAGAACAACAUCGAGAAGUUGGAUGAGCCGAACAAUCUGGACGCGAACAUUGCUCAGCGGGUCGACUUCGAGCAGCGCUACUGUGACAUCAAGGGAUUUUUGCUCUCCAAGCGACCUGUCGAUCUCAACCAAACAUUGGAGAUGUCUACGAUGUCUCACUCGCACUCGCACAAUUUCCACCUGCGUCUCCCGAAGAUCGAAUUGCCGCAGUUCGACGGAGACUACUCACGCUGGUUGUCCUUCCGGGACACUUUUGUGUCGAUGAUCCAUGCCAACUCGGACAUACCAACUGUAGCCAAGCUGCAGUACCUGCUGCAGUCGUUGGGACCGACAGCCAAGAAGCCUUACGAAUCCGUCGAUAUCAAGGCUGACAACUACUUCACGACGUGGUCAGCGAUACUCAAGCGGUACGACGACAAGCGUCACCUGAAGCGACAGCUGUUCAGAGGUUUGUACGAUUUGCCAGCAGUGCCAGAGGAGUGUGCGUCUGCGAUCCACAACUUGGCUGAUGACUUCCAACGCCACGUGAAGGCGCUCGAGAAGUUGGACGAACUUGUGCAGCAUUGGGACACGCCGCUGGUAAACAUGCUGUCGUACAAGUUGGAUCAAGCGACGUUGCGAGCGUGGGAGGAGAAGAAUAGCGAGAAGGCCGACGUUAAGUACGACGACAUGAUCGAGUUCUUGUACCAACGGGUACGCGUUUUGGAAGCUAGCGGAUCGGAGUCCAAGCAGUCGGCAUCGGCAAAGGUGACCGGUUCCUCAUCGAAACAAUCUCGGCCGAGGUUCGUUGCCAACGCUGCCUCUUCCUCCAGCUCGAACGGUUCGUGCUUGCUUGGGUGUUCGGAGAACCAUCAUCUACGCAGAUGUCCAGUGUUUCUUGGGAAGGAUGUGCAGCAACGCCGAGACCUGGUUGCGCAGAAACGGCUGUGCUGGAACUGUCUCUCGGCUGGCCACCCGGCCAGGAAGUGUGGGUCCAAGUUCUCGUGCCAAACUUGUAAGCAGAAACACCAUUCACUUGUGCACGUCUCGUCUCCGACGAGGGUUUCAUCGACUCCUGCUGUGACUUCCGUCACAAUUGAUCAACCGUCCAACACCGCGUCGGCGAACGCGGCCCCGGUAGGCUCAAGUUCUACCACUCCACAAGUCAGCAUGGCAGUGCAAACUGCAUACAACACGGUUCUGCUGGAGACGGUUGUGGUGAAUGUGGUUGACGAUCACGGCAAGAAGCACAAGGCGCGAGCGUUGCUGGACUCAGCUUCGAUGUCAAACUUCAUGUCGGGUCAGCUGGCAAAGAACCUCUACAAUCGGCCGAUCAAGGUGGACGUCGCAGUAGCUGGGAUUGGAGUUUCAACACAACGAGUUCGCAGCGCAAUCACAGCCGCGAUCGAGUCCAGGAACACAACGUUUUCUACGAAGCUGGAGUUCCUGAUCCUGAGGCAGCCUUCUGCAGAGCUGCCAACCGUGCCGAUAGACGUGUCGACAUGGAAACUUCCGGAUAUUGUGCUGGCAGAUCAACGCUUCAACGUACCUGAACCGAUCGACCUGGUGAUCGGCAGUGAAUCGUUCUGGGAACUGCACACUGGGCGGAAGAUCUCGCUUGGAGCAGGUCUUCCAUGGGUAGUUGAAACGCACUUUGGUUGGGCGGUAUCUGGCACCGCAUCCGCUGAAACUACCUGCAUCCCCCGCAUCUGUCAGCUUUCAGCUGUGAACGAUCGUCUGGAGGCUGCAAUCCAGAGAUUCUGGGAAGUUGAGACGAUCCCGGAAGGCCCCGCUCACUCUGUCGACGAGAAUCGCUGCGAGGAGUUCUUCGCCAAGACGACCACCCGUAACGCUACAGGAAGGUACGUGGUUCGUCUUCCCCUGACCGAUAACCCUGAAAUCGUCCUGGGGGAUUCCAAGACCAUCGCAGAGCGCCGCUUUCUCGGCCUGGAACGUCGAUUGGAUCGAGAUCCUGCGACGAAGGAGGCCUACCACAAGUUUAUGCACGAGUAUCUGUCGCUGGGCCACAUGGAGUUGGUGGACGGACCUGUGGACUACCGGAGGCCACACUGCUACUUGCCGCACCACCCUGUCUUCAAACAAUCAAGCACAACGACGAAGGUCAGGGUCGUCUUCGACGCGUCGUGCAAGACGUCGUCCGGCUACUCGGUGAAUGAAAAGAUGCUCGUUGGACCGGUCGUUCAACCGGACCUGCUGUCGACGCUGCUGAAGUUCCGGUUUCAAGCGGUCGCACUGGUGGCGGACGUCGAAAAGAUGUACCGUCAAGUGCUCGUGCAUCCUGACGAUCGGCCUCUGCAGCGGAUUGUUUGGCGAUUCAACCCGACGGAUCCCAUCUCGACCUACGAAUUGCGGACGGUCACCUACGGCACGGCAAGCGCUCCCUUUCUGGCAACCAGAACGCUCGCUCAGAUCGCGCAAGACAACAAAGAACUCCACCCGGACGCUGCUGAAGCUGUUGCACGAGAUUUCUACGUCGACGACUUGAUCUCUGGUGCGCCGGACGUGGAAACGGCGAUCAAACUGCGCCGCGAGAUAUCUACGAUGCUUGCUGCUGCUGGUUUUCCGCUCAAGAAGUGGGCGUCUAACGCCCCUGAAGUGCUACGAGACAUUCCACCCGAGGAUCUUGCACUUCUGCCGGUUUACGACCUGCAAGAUGGUCAAACUGUAACCACACUCGGCAUCGUUUGGGACCCACAGACAGACACCCUCUGUUUCCGGGUCCAACUACCACCCCCUGCGUCGGUGCUCUCAAAGCGCAAAGUGAUGUCUUACAUCGCACAGAUUUGGGACCCGUUUGGACUGGUUGGUCCAACAACAUUGAAGGCGAAGCUGUUUAUGCAGCGCUUGUGGGCGCUCAAACACAAAGGAGAAGCCUGCGCGUGGGACACCCCGCUCCCACUCAAGAUCCAGCUGGAAUGGAAGGAGUUCCACAUGCUGCUGCACAUGCUCAGCCAGGUCAAGGCUUACGGCGCCUGCUGUUACGUCCGAGCUGCGGCCGCCAACGGAGUUACCACUCGUCUGCUGUCCUCGAAGUCCAAGGUCGCGUCGCUGUCGUCCCAUGACUCGAUCAACAAAUUGGAGCUAAAUGGUGGCCGGCUCUCUACGCAGCUGUACAAGAAAGUCAAGAAAGCCCUGAACCUGUCUGAUGCCGUUCCAGUCUUCUUCUGGACAGAUUCGCUUACGGUUCUUCACUGGUUGAACUCUCUGCCCAGCCGUUGGAAGACGUACGUCGCGAAUAGGGUGUCCCAAAUCCAGCUGUGCACUAGCCGCCAUGUCUGGGGACACGUACCCGGCGUCGACAAUCCCGCCGACUACAUCUCUCGAGGACUGAGCCCGCUGGAACUGCUCGAUUGUCUGUGUUGGUGGUUUGGGCCCCUUUGGCUGAAGCAAAACCCGGACUACUGGCCAAAAACUGUGUUGACAGCCGCAGACGCUUCAGCUGUAACCAAGGAAGAACGCAAGGUGCCGAUCGUUGCGAUGACCACCGUCGAGGCUGAUUUCAGCAACCGUGUUUUCAGCUUGACCUCGAGCUUUCCUAAGCUCCGUCGCGACAUCGCAUUCUGCCAGCGCUUUCUUUCCAAGCUUCGUGAACGCUCGGUGCAACGGCGCGAUGCACCUGAACAGUACGCCCUGCUUACUGUUGGAAAAGUAACAACCCCUCUAUCGGUUACGCCGCUCUCUACGCACGAACUCCAACACGCUGAAUUCUCGCUGGUGCGCCUAGCGCAGCAAGAACACUACGCUGAGGAGAUUUCUGACCUCUCUGGAGGUGAACGGGUGUCCAAGUCGUCGCCACUCAAGUGGUUGAACCCGUUUGUUGACGUUAACCGUAUCCUGCGAGUCGGUGGCCGGCUUCGGAACGCCAAACUGACUCACGAAAGCAAACACCCGAUUGUUCUCUCUGCGCGACACCCGCUAACGGCUCUGUUGGCUAGUUACUUCCACGAGAAACUACUGCACGCAGGUCCCGCCCUCAUGCUGGCCACUCUCCGCCAGAAGUACUGGAUCUUGGGCGGACGAAACCUGGUGAAAUCUGUCUACCAUCGCUGCCACACCUGUUUCCGCAGUAAACCCACGCUGGUAAUCCAGAGCAUAGCAGAUUUGCCAGCAUCGAGGGUCGCACCAACUCGUCCGUUCUCUGUCUGCGGCGUUGACUACUGCGGGCCGUUUUAUAUCAAGUCACCUGUACGCAACCGCGCCCCCACCAAAGUCUACGUGGCCAUUUUCGUUUGCUUUUCGACCAAGGCGGUCCACAUCGAGCUGGUGAGCGAUUUAUCCACACCAGCAUUCAUCGCAGCUCUACGUCGACUGGUCGCCCGCAGAGGACAGGUUGUCGAGUUGAAUUCUGACAACGCGACCGCCUUCAAGGGUGCUGCGAAUGCACUGCACCGUGUGUACCAGAUGCUGAAGGUCGAACAAGUCGAUCGGAAUGAGAUUUUCACCUGGUGCGCAGAGAACGGGAUUCGCUGGAAAUUCAUCCCACCACGCGCGCCGCACUUCGGCGGACUGUGGGAGGCGGCGGUCAAAUCCGCCAAAACACACCUACUCAAGACGAUGGGCACCACUAGUGCCAACUACGAGGACAUGCUCACACUGCUGGCGCAGAUAGAGAUGUGCCUCAACUCUCGCCCACUCACGCCCAUGCCGGACGACCCGGCAGACGCUGAAGUCCUGACCCCGGGACAUUUUCUCGUCGGGAGCAACCUCCAAGCCGUUCCGGAAAUGGACCUGAAGGAGAUUCCAGACAACCGCCUCAACAACUGGGAGCUGACGCAGAAACGAGUCCAGCAAAUCUGGGCACGCUGGUACCCCGAGUAUCUGCAGCAGCUGCAGUCACGUGCGACGAAAGGUUGCAACCCACCUGUCGCCGUCGAGGUCGGCAGAGUCGUCAUCAUCAAGGAAGACAACGUUCCGCCUGCAAGCUGGCCCCUCGGAAAAAUCGUGAAGCUGCACCCGGGAAAAGACGGCAUCGUUCGGGUCGUGACCCUGAAGACAGCAGCGGCCAAGGAAGUCGUACGUGCUGUCGCCCGCAUCGCUCUCCUGCCAACACCAAGCCAAUGA